Messenger RNA from Solanum pennellii, 797 nucleotides. RefSeq names its product transcription factor bHLH95-like. Gene Ontology annotation, biological process: endosperm development; regulation of DNA-templated transcription. Gene Ontology annotation, molecular function: DNA-binding transcription factor activity. The record is from RefSeq and is a predicted model, not a curated record. The transcript is spliced from 2 exons. Lineage: Eukaryota; Viridiplantae; Streptophyta; Magnoliopsida; Solanales; Solanaceae. Bases 1 to 564 code for a protein of 187 amino acids.
AUGCAGGCUGAUAAGUCUACAAUUGUUGAGAAAGCAGUGAACCACAUCAAAAAACUGCAGAAUACUUUUGAGAAGCUUGAACAGGAAAAACUAGAAAGGCUUCAAGAACAUAAUGUAAGGUGUAUGAGUUCACAAAAAUUCACUAAUGCUUGUAACAAUUGGGAGAAAUAUCUGCGUGAUCAAGAAUCAACACAUAAUUCUUCCUCUAUUACAUCAACAACUCAUGGUACCAAUCCCCUUAUGGUGAAUAAUAACAUUCCAACAGGUUUUGUGAAAUGGAGUUCACCAAACAUGAUACUUAAUGUUUGUGGUGAAAAUGCACAUAUUAGUGUGUGUUGUCCAAAGAAGUCAGGGCUAUUCACCUUCAUUUGUUAUGUUUUGGUGAAACAUAAGAUUGACAUUGUGUCUGCUCAAGUUUCAUCUGAUCAAUUCAGAAGCAUGUUCAUGAUCCAAGCUCAUGCUAAAGGUGGAACAGGCAUAGCUCAAGUCUCUGAAGCAUCCAGAGUUGAAGAAAUGUACAAGCAAGUUGCGAUUGAGAUAAUGUCAUUUGCAACCCCCAAUUGAUAGGUAUCAAUUUCAUCAGCCAAAUCCAACAAGGGUCAUCAUAUUUAGUUUCACAGUUCAUCCGACAUAGGAUGAACGAUUGUUGUCGUAAAGGCCAUGAUAUUUACUUUUGUAGUUCAUCUAGUGCAGGAUGAAUGAUUGCGUCCGUAUAGUCUAUUUUGUUUAUAUUUGCGUUUCUUUGUUUGUUUCCAUAUAUGCAUAUUUACUUUUAUAGUUCAUUAGAUUAAGGAUGA